GUCCCUCCUGGCAUACUUACCCGGUCCUGACCAAGUAAAUUCUUGCACCAGAGAGAGAGAAAAGGUGACGAGAAAACAAUCCUGGUCCUCGGGUGUCGCCGAACCGCCGAUAUACGUUUUGCGCGAUCGAUUUAUGCUUUACACAGCUGAUCUUCUUCAAGAAGCUCAGAAUGGUGUCGCCCCAGUAUGACAUCUUCACUCUGGAAAGACCACUAACAGAUACCACCAUCGCUAAAUUCUCGACGUUUCGGUUGCUAGCGCUGAAAACAGAUCCAGCAGCGUUUGCAUCGACUUACGCACGAGAAUUGGCAUUCUCACGGGAAGUAUGGAGAGAGCUCCUCGACUCACCUCAUCAAGCUACGUUUGUCGCCGCGGUUCGAGGGGAGCUGAUCAACGGUGACGAGUGGGUUGCGACGGUCACGGUGGUAGCACCUUCAGCCCUUCCUCCAGGUAGCUUGGAACCAUUCCAAACAGCAGGUGUCAGAGCUGGCUGGGAUAUAUAUCAUUUCGUGGCCAUGUGGGUGCAUCCCGAACAUCGAGGAAAUGGACUGGGGAGGAAGUUGGUGGCAUCGCUGUUGGAAUGGGUACAGAAUCACGAUGAUGGCCCUAAGAACGAUAACAAAGAUAAGGUCGUUACUUUAAUGGUGGCGGAGUCAAACGAGAGCGCACGGGCGUUAUAUGAUAAGAUGGGCUUUGAGGAAAUACAGAGCAUGAGGCAAGACAAAGGGUUUGUCUGGAUGAUGAGCCAUAUUGUAGAGCAUAGCACGUGAUACUUUUGCAGGACGAAGAAGGGAAGAAAGGAUAGGUUGGACUCGGAUCUAUAAACCUUCACGAAACCUCGUUUUCUGUGAGGUAGUUGUAGGGUGUAAAUGUGCGCUCUGGCACGGCCUCUAAACUGGGGGAGAAGGAACCAGAAUACAACACUGUGGCAUCGAAGUUCUUCAUAUAAACACAAGGGUCGCCAGUGUUCGACUUUGGAAAGUUUGCACGCUCGGCACAUCUCCUUUUCGUUACCAUGUCUGACACCGAAUAUCAACAUUAUACCAACCUUUGUACGUUCUGUCCAAGUCAAAGGCUCUUAACCGAGACUUGUUCAUAUGGACGACUUUGCCACACAUCGAAGCACUGGCAGGUCUUGACAUCGAUUCGCGUGACCCUCUGACGGUUUCUACACUGCGUUGUAUCGCUGGAUCGACCUUGUGAUGUCGAAGUAAUGCCGCGUGCCUUACAAGCUAUACUAUGUUAGAGUCGCGCAUUCGAAGAGAGGAAUGCCCCUGUGUGAAAAAUAAGUAUCACUCAAGUCGGAGAUGCUCUUCCCCCUACGCCAAACGAGCUGCCCCGCCCCGGGUGAUGAGGGGGCAACGGAAAUUUGGAGCAGAGUUUACGGUUAUCACGUAAUGAUCACUCUUUCGAAGAUGACGACGAGGAAUGGGAGACAUGGGAGACAAAAGACAUGGAUUAACAUGUUGCUGCCUUGACUACAGAGUACCGUCGAAAACCAAUAGACUAUGUAUCACAAGAUAGCCUCCUUCAGAAACAUGAUAUGGAAGUUUUCUACGUACUUU
This is a messenger RNA of Serpula lacrymans var. lacrymans S7.9, 1565 nucleotides long. RefSeq lists its product as uncharacterized. The coding region runs from base 171 to 770 and encodes 199 amino acids. The transcript is spliced from 5 exons. Lineage: Eukaryota; Fungi; Basidiomycota; Agaricomycetes; Boletales; Serpulaceae. The record is from RefSeq and is a predicted model, not a curated record. Gene Ontology annotation, molecular function: N-acetyltransferase activity.